AUGGAGUUCUUGGACGAAGACGCGAGACCGAGGUUUAUGUUUCAGUCAGGUGCACCAGCAGCCACUGAAUCACAGCCUUACGAGAAACCAACGAAGCCGUUAAUCGCUGUAACCGUUGCAAUCUCUUCAAUUUUCUUCGCUCUCGCUAUCUUCGUUUUCCAAUCGGAACCUUACACAUCGAUUCUCAUCUGGUUCGCACUCUCUCUUCUCAUUGGUCCUUUUGCUCCGAGCUCAAUCACCGGCGGUGAUUUCCGUGUCGGACGUGGUCAUGUCGUUAAUUUUCCUGAUCAGGAUACAUCAACCGAUGAUGAAGACGUCAGGAAAAGAUCUCAGCAGCGCCGAUCUAAGCCGCGUAGAUCGGAGGAUGUUGCGGCUGUAGUUGUUCCGGCGCCGGUAGUUUCAAACGGAGGUGCGUCGAAGAAUCGAAAUGGUAAUGGUGACGGAAGCGGUGUUGCAUUGACGGCGGUGGUGGAAGAAACGGAAUGGAACGAAGAUGACAUUGAGAUUUUGAAGAAGCAGAUGGUGAAACAUCCGGUGGGGAAACCAGGACGGUGGGAGGCAAUAGCGGAGGCGUUCGGAGGGCGGCAUAAGGCGGAAAGUGUGGUAAAGAAGGCGAAGAAUUUGGGGGAGAAGAAGGUUGAUGAUUCGGAUUCGUAUGAUCAGUUUUUGAAGAAAAGAAAAGCGUUGGAUAAGAGACUUGUUGAAGAAGGAGGAGGAGAAGUAGCGACGGUUGAGAAAGGUGAAAGUGUUUGGAGUUCAAAUGAGGAUAUUGCUUUGUUGAAUGCUUUGAAAGCUUUUCCUAAAGAUGUUGCAAUGAGAUGGGAGAAAGUUGCUGCUGCUGUUCCGGGAAAAUCGAAAGCAGCUUGUAUGAAAAGAAUUGCUGAAUUGAAGAAAGGGUUUCGUACUGCGAAAUCUGGAUCAGAAGUUUAGAUUUGAAAUUCUCAAGAUUUGUUAUCUUGGUAUAUGAAUUAAUACUUGUAACUCAUGCGAAAUUUUUGUAUUCUAGUUAUUUGAGUAAUGAAUUGUGUUGAUAAAUUGUUUUGAUGAGUAA
Messenger RNA from Trifolium pratense (red clover), 1051 nucleotides. RefSeq names its product transcription factor MAMYB. Gene Ontology annotation, biological process: regulation of translational fidelity; 'de novo' cotranslational protein folding. The record is from RefSeq and is a predicted model, not a curated record. The transcript has a single exon. The coding region runs from base 1 to 930 and encodes 309 amino acids. Gene Ontology annotation, cellular component: cytosol. NCBI's taxonomy places the organism in Eukaryota, Viridiplantae, Streptophyta, Magnoliopsida, Fabales, Fabaceae. Gene Ontology annotation, molecular function: Hsp70 protein binding; ribosome binding.